GAGAACAUGAACUUUCAAAAUGUGAAUCCUUUAAACGUUCGCAUAAACGCUAUCUCAGGCAACUUACUACCUUUGACGUCAAAUAACUCACAAUUUCCGAUAACAUGGAAGAUAUACAGCGCCGUUGUGUGGCUGAUUGAAGUGAUUCAAGCAAUCGUGAUAAUUCCAGGAUUCUAUUUCGUACGAGAGGAAGCUUUGAAAAACUCUACAGUUACUUUCGUACUCACCAUAGAGGUAUUCUUUAUGGUGUUGCGAAUUCACGCUCAGAAAAAGCUAGUGAAUCGAUUGAUCCAAAAGCUAAAUGACAUUCUGCAUUUUGCGGACGACACUAUGAAAAGUGUCGUGACAAUGACUUUGAAGCCCAUGGAGAAUCCGCUUAAGUUUUAUUGGCUAGCUGGUUGGCUAUCUGUCUUUCUAUGGUCCCUUACGCCGUUCCUGCUAAUUCUCGACAGAGUUUCUUUCUUUUACGAGGACUACAGGAUGCCAGCAAUCUUUUCUAAACAACCAUUUUCGACCAAUAUCUUCCUGAUGGGCAACGUCUUUAUGCUAUUAGGUAAUAUGUAUAUAUUUGUAAAGAAAGUUGGGGUGGAUGUUUAUAUGAUACAUGUGGUGCUACUGAUAACGGCGCAGUAUCGAUAUAUCGCCAUGAGGCUCGCGACAAUAUUUCGAGAUGGAAAUGAGCUCGGCGAGGAAUAUCAGUCUAAGAAUCGAUGGAUGGAAAAAGAAAUAGUAACAUUAUGUCGGCAUCAUAAUUCUGUCAUUCACUUAUCAUCUAUGUUAAAGAAAUUGCUAUCCUUGAACUUCAGUUUGAUCUAUGUGAAUAGCGUCUUUCGUUUUUGUUUUAUUGGCAUCAUGCUGAGUACAGUACCGUCGAUAAAUUUUCUGGAUGGUUUUUCGAUCAGUAUGUACGCGUGUGGCUCAAUAGUGCAAUUCUAUAUGUUGUGUUCUUGUGUUCAACAAUUAUUAGACGCGAGCAAAGAAAUGACUAAUAAAGCAUUUAACGAAAAGUGGUAUCACUGUGGAUCAUCUGUAAAACGUAUCUUUAUGUUGAUAAUAUUAGGUAAUAAUUUGGAAUGCAAACUUUCAAUGUGCGAUAGAUUUAAUCUGUCUUUACCCUCAUUUAUGACAAUCUUAAACCAAUCAUACUCAAUCGCUCUUCUGCUUUUAAGAAUGAAGUGA
This is a messenger RNA of Formica exsecta, 1179 nucleotides long. RefSeq lists its product as uncharacterized. Gene Ontology annotation, molecular function: odorant binding; olfactory receptor activity. NCBI's taxonomy places the organism in Eukaryota, Metazoa, Arthropoda, Insecta, Hymenoptera, Formicidae. Gene Ontology annotation, cellular component: plasma membrane. The transcript has 5 exons. The record is from RefSeq and is a predicted model, not a curated record. The coding region runs from base 7 to 1179 and encodes 390 amino acids. Gene Ontology annotation, biological process: detection of chemical stimulus involved in sensory perception of smell; sensory perception of smell.